AUGGACUACAGUAUGUCCACAUACAUGCAGAGGCAAGUUACCUUUUACUUUGUAAGGGAUAUAGAAUCUCGAUGGUGGGGUAUGGCUUCUACCUGUACUAGCUUCAGGCAGUUGAAACGCCCCAUGAUAUUUCCACCAGGAUGAACUGUAAAACUUUUUAGUGGGUAUUUCCUCGUCCCCAUGUUUUACAACUUCAUUAAAUUGAUGUUGUUUCAGUGAAAAAAUUUCACGACUUAUCGUGCAGUGACGACAUCGAUAGUGGACCCAAAGAGCUUGGUGCGCGUGUGUGCUUUCAUUGUUUAUUGUCGAUGUUAAUUUCUGCUUAAAUUCGCUCGUACUGAGAACAGUUGGUUUUGAAAAGUAGACCAUGUUAGUGAGGUUCUCUUCUCCUCUGAGAAAACACACAAAAUAAAAGUGAGUCAUCGUUCAACCAGCUUGUUUGUUUGUUGUUUUUUUUGCCAUUUACAGAGUACAUCUGCACUGACAAGGAGCAAGAUUGUGCAAGCUUAGCGAGUCGCAAUGGCUGCCUUUUACAACAUGCGUACAUGACAGAGAACUGUAUGCUGUCAUGUGCCAUGUGCACUCCAGGUAUGGGUCAAAAGUCAUUUUGCAGACCUUUUUGGUUUCUGGGACCUUUUCUGUCAUUUUCCCGAAGUGGUCAACUUUUGGAAUUUUAGGAUGCUUUCUCAAGGCUUAGUUUUAUAGAGGCGGCCAAAAGGUGUCUAAUGCUGAUGUUCGCUCAUAACAAUUAUUUACCGAGGACGAGAUGAUUAAUUUUUUUAGUAUCUACCACACAUAAGCAAAAUAAAUUGGUUCAUUUCUGUCAGUAUACCAAAAAAUGGUCGGAAAGUAAAUUGUUGACGCGAGAUUUCGUAUCUUUGGCUGCUCGGAGGUGAAUAGUGAUAAUUACAAACGAACCAGCAAACAAAGUGCACCUGUGUGUUACAUACUAAUUCUUGGUAUCAUUCUUCAAUCAACCGUACUCUAACGUUAUUAUCUUUCUUACACUAUCUGCACAUGAGAUUUUUAAAGAAGGUAUCGAUUAUAGUACCGAUCUUGAAGAGCACCCAACCGCGAAUAAAAAAAAUCCUUAUAGGGCACUUACGAAAUUCUUUACUUGUCUUAAGCCCAUGAAGAACUAUUUUUUUUCAAUCUAAUUUUGUCUUCUAGGUAAUACUGUUAUGGACACAACCAGUGAGUGCAACCCUAAACAAGAUCUUUGUCGAACUGACUGGGAAUGGAGAAGUAUUUGUCCGCAUACAUGUAAAAGCUAUAUUCAAAGUCAACCACAAGGAGCUAAUACUAACCAACAAGUAUCAGCACAAGUCGCGCAACCCCAGGUGCAGUCAGGCGGGGCAAUGCAACCUCAGCAACCAGUUGUUAAUUAUCCCGCACUACCAACUGUUCAACAGCUCCCGACAGCUGCUCAAACGCAGCUACAGCAAGCAGGCGGGGCAGUGCAACCUCAACAACCAGUUACUAAUUAUCCCGCACUACCAAAUGUUCAACAGCUCCCGACAGCUCCUCAAAGGCAGCUACAGCAAACAGCGCAAUUGCAGCCGCAAGCCCAGCAGCCUGGCCUGGUCAUUCAGCCACAAUUAAAUUCUGCUCUUCAAGCUGGUCAGGUGGGCUCCGUGGUGCAGCCUGGUAGCAUGCAGCCACAAACUCCUGCCACAACCGCUCAGCAGGUAAACCCAGGUACACAAACCAAUCAAAUACAAACACAGACUCAAACACCUCCUGCGAUAAACCAAGGGGUGCAACCUGAACAAGUACAACCUCAAGUUCAACAAACACUUCCUCAAGUGAACCCUGCAGUACAGACUGCCCAAAAUUAUCCUCAAGUGCAACAAGCAGCCCCCCAAAUGAAUCCAGCUAUUCAACCCCAGGCCCUUGCUGUGCAACAACAGGCUCAGCAACCCUUCACUCUGCCAGGUGUAUCUCAGUACCCUAAUCAGGCACAAGUUAACACGGGUACAUAUUUAUUGUAAAACCAUAUGACUCAGCAAACUAUACAGGAUUGUAAAAUAGUUUUUGAAUAUACAAAGGUUAAAUUUUAUUGUUUUAUAGGCCUUAUAUGGAGGUAAAAAAGAAAAUGUGAUCUCUAGUGAUUACAAAUGGAAAACUAUUUAUAUCUGGCUGUGAUGGCCCCAAACGAAGAGUCAAAAACGAGUCAAAGGAUGAAUAUUUUCACACUUUUGCGCAACCUAUUUUAAUUACUUUGGUUAACUCUAAGGUUAAUUACAAGGACUAAAAUGGGACUUCAUUAGGAACUACAUUAAGAUAUCUAAUAUAGGGUAUGAUGGAUAUGCGAGGUAUUCGCUAAAAAUGAAGAGGAAAUACUGUUUGCAGCGGGUCUGUUGAGCUAUGGUUGAACCUCGGCAUUACUAAACUAGGGAUCCAGAGGCCAGUUUCAAGCCUGUAAUUCAAUGUUCUACUACAGGUCAGAUCUAUCAACCAGUCUUACAACAGCCUCAGCCCGGAACAGUUCGAGGACCAACAGAACGAGAGAAGGGACCUGAGAAGUCAAAGUCUGCCAAAGUAACUCCUGCGGAGGAGACAAGCCAAAUGGGAAAAAUGGCCAAAAAGAAAGAGAAUAAGAAAAAUGUUUCUGCCAAAAAGACUCCUGAAGAGGAGGCAAGCAAAGAGGAUAAAAUGGUCAAAAAGAAAGGGAAUAAGAAGCAUGGUUCUGCCAAAGGGACUGCUGCUGAAGAUAAAGGGAAAGUGGAUAAAAUGGCCGAAAUUGAAGAUAAGGAGAAAAAUGAUUCUGCCAAAGAAACUGCUGUAGAAGUGACAGAGAAACUUGAUAAAAUGGCCAAAAUGGAAGAUAAUAAAAAAGAUGAUUCUGCCAAAUGGACUGCUACAGAGGAGAGAGGGAAUGUAGAUAAAAUGGCGAACAAGAACGAAAAAAAAAAGAAAGAUCAUUCCCAUAAAGAGUUGAACGUUAAUCUUGGAGGUGAAGCAAAGAACAAAAACCACAAGAAGACAAGGGAAAAUGAAGAUAGAGCUCAAGUAAAGGAGAGCAUCUAAUGAGCCACAAUGGCAAACCAAAAACGGUAUCAACAAGGCUGAAGUGAGGCUGACUUACAACACAGGGUAGAAACUAAGCCAGGAAACCGAUGAAGCCGAAAUAAAGGAUAAUGAAAGUUCCUUGUUAGAAAACAUUCGAUUCAUGUUUACAAUUUUGUCCAGCCGGCUGGAGAUGACAGACAUAUUACAAUCCUAUGAAAACUUAUUGACUUAUGAAGCAUGUUCAAUUUUUUUUAGAAAUUUUAGUCCGUAUUUCUAAGUGUGUUGAAGGAAGACUAUGAAUAAAACUUGAAAACGGAAUAAUUCAAACAUUUGAGAAUCGAUGUUGCACAUUGAAAUAACCGUUUGUUCCAAAAGCCAAUUGUUUUUCCUUGCUCGAAAAGGUGUCUUCCAGAAAGUCCACUAAGAAGAAGUGGGCCAGAUUUAAAGGGAAGGAUUUACAAAAGCAUGCAGUAUAUUGAUAAAAAGGUCAUACUUUUCCCUUCCUAGAUCUCCCAACCGCAUUCAAAAUUCAGCCUGAAAAGUGUUUAGGUCGUCGAAGCCUGAAUUUUCUGCAAUGGCUUAAAUUGUAGUUUAGCUGCGAGGGUCAUUUCUGCGCUUGAACGGAAACUGCUGAGAACAUAUCAGUGUAAGAGAAGGGAAACUGAAGGGCCUUUUACUUCAGAUUAGAAGGAAUUGCCCAGGAUUGUAUCUGUUUAUCAAACUUGACACAAACAUUUCUUGUAGCUGUAAAUUCUUCCUUUCGCUGUAAAACGAUCUGCCAUGUACUUUUUUUUAAUGAUAACUUUUUGUCAUUGCAGUUAUUUGGUAACACAGAAUGCUGUUUACCUUAAAGGGCAUUCAUUUAAAUGAAAUCUCCCAGUCGAGGCUCGGUCAGUUCAGGUAAAUAAAUAGCGUGUAACGUAUCUAACGAUCACAUAGCACAGAAUCAGCCAUGAACAUGGUGCAUCUUAUGACAUCUGAAACAGAGAGAGGGUUGAGCCUGAGUUUUUUUCUGUGUCCCAGUAAUCCUAUAUCACGUGGUCGUAGAAGGUUUCUUUCGAAUAAAUAUAGCUCUCCUGACCCCGGUUUGUUUAAGGUCCUUCAAUAAUGGUGUCCAACCGUUAAAUAGCGUUUUGAGUCGAUGAAUGAAAAGGAGGAAAACAUUUGGAUACUUUUGACUUCUAAAUGGGCGGUUUUGUGGCUCUCAAUUCAUUGACCCGUGAAAAAAAACAACUAAUCGUCACCACGCAAUAGUAAAUUUCUCAAUUUUACGACAGUUUCAAAGUACUUGUUUGCUAAAAUUUCCAAAACCUCUUAGAAGCUAUUAUUUUUUGUAGAUCAGUCAAAAAGUUCAUCUCACAAAGAAGAGAGCGAAGAAAAACUAUGGAAACAGGGACAUUUAAUGAUAGCAUUGUAGUUUGACCGAGAUUCCGUCAUUGUUGGAUCUACUUGACAUUUCAAUUCCUUCUCAUUAUUUUCAUGAUAUGAAGGUGGCGUCAGCAAAUACCAUAAGGCCUAGGUAAGAAAUAAAAACGAUGACCAAUUCGGCAAAAGGGAUAUAUCUUCGAACUCCAUUUCUCACAAUGAACAAUGAGUCAUAGCCUAAAGAAUUAAACAAGUAUUCCUCGGUUCUGAAUAACUUGAAAAGGUAAAUAACUUGUCUGCUUAGUCGUCCAAACAAGCCAGAGCUUAAAUGCAGUGAACUUUGACGAAAAUUACUGAUCCUUUAGGAAUUUGCUUGUGGCCUUCUGUUCUCGUUUAAUUAUUUACUGGUCAUAUGUCCAAACGGGUUGUUGCAUCCUUCGUUCAGUGAGAUUGCCUCGGCAGUAUUUUGACUGCAACAAGUUUGUUUUGUCCGCAGCCACGCGCAAAAAAUCAGGUAGGUCAUCUAUCGCUCACUGAAUCUUUCGCUUUGUAUGCUUUUCAAUAAGCAUGCUUGGGUCGGUUAUUUUAGGCACUCUAAGGUUUUUACGUCAAGGGCAAAAAACCCUCCGAGUACAACAUGCAAAUCUACAUCGUUAAAUUUGCCUAGCAGUAGUGAGCCAUCAGUGCUCAGGGAUAAAGUUCAAGGAGUUGUCGACUUCAAAAUGGAGCUUUCGAUUGUUUCGUUUUCUCGCCUUUUUAAUUUUAAUACUUAUUCUGGCCUUCGAAAUAAUUUUUAGGUUAUAAUAAGUUGAAAGAAAAUAGAACGCCCUGGCAUUCCAUCUAAUAAUGCUUUAAAGCGAGUUUCGCACUCAGCUGGCAACAUGGAUUAUUGCUUUGAAUAGCAGAUGCGAAAAAAAUGCUUCGGUUGAUAUCAGUCAAACUACUUUAAUGUGAUGGUCUGAUGAACUGUUUGAAAGACUUAAACUGAUUAAAAUCUCUCUCAAAAUGUUGCCCAAAAACCAGCUUAUAAGGUUCUUACUUUGAAUUUGAUGUACCUUACAUGAAUGACUAUUUACGCUUUUCGACCUUGUUUAACAAGUUUGUACAACUUUUCCUGUUGGCCUGCGUUUAUGAAAUAAUAUGGACUCAAAGCGCUCCGUACCUGUUCGGAAAAUGACUGAUUAUUUCAACCAUCUUCAUAAGGUCACGCUAAACCCAUAAGUGUAUUAUGACACUGAUAGUCAAAAUUAAGUUUGUUUCGCAUUGAAAUCAUGCAAGUUUGGGGUCUAAAAUUCCCAAAUUCAAGCAACGUCAAUGCUGAAAACAGGACAAAUUUGUGCUUGACUGGUAGAAAUGAUACGAGCAAUUGACCGCCUUACAUGCUUUGCUGGUGGCCGGAGUAUUUCAAACAUCGUUACUUCCAUUUACGAUGGAAGUAACUUUCUAUUAGAAACAAAAUAACAGAGAAAGAACAUUGGGGGACAUGUUUUCUGUUGAACAUCCCGGUGUCUCUUGGCUUUUGACGGCUGAUGCGAUCGUGUUAUGUGAUUUUCUGAGUAAAAGAAUUUCUGUACAGGACUUUAAUCACGGACUGACGGUUCGAAGACUCGAGCAUAAGUUAUUGCAAGAGUCAAGUGUAAAGUUUGAGAAAGUGAAAUGUUGAAUGCCCAGUUCGCACAACUUGGCGCUUAUUUGAAACUCUCAGUUACUGAGUUUCACCUAAAAUAAAAGUAAGAUAAAGUAAAGAAGAGCAAGCAAAGUCAUCUUCUGGAAAAAUAUUGGAACUGUCGCAGAAAAUUUGGUUUUGAGUAAUUACCCCCCAGAAGGUCGAUGACGUUUGCAUAAGAUCAUUGAUCUACUGAAGGGUCCAAAGUGACACCUAAAAUUCACAACAAGCAAAAGGCCUUUAGAACAAAAAGCUGUGGAUGUAUUCAAGGUGAGAAGAUAUCUUUAAUACCAAGAAUAUACACGAUAUCACGGAUGGUACCGUUACUUUGUUCUCUUGCAAUCAUUUCUCGGCCAUUUCGACAAAAUUAAGUGAAUGACAUAACCUUCCUAAGAUGCUAUAUAGGAGUCAAUUGCUUGCUUUGAUUCUAUUAAGUCCAUAUUAAAAAACUCUGACCUCGUUAUAGUAAUAAUCAUGUGAAACGUAAAAGAAAAAGUAAAUGUUCCGGAGAUCUACUACUCUUUCCAAUGUUCAAUUGUGAACAUAAAAGUGUUUAAAAUUCAAAUUGUGACACUACCUGUCAAACCUAAUCGACGGUGGCGGAUUGGAUUCAUGUACUAGAUUUUCUUACUAAAACAUUUCAAAUUAUUUUGAAAUGCUUUGGUCCAAAGAGGGGUUACAGAGAAUAAAAAGGAAUUCCAUCCCGUAGAAAUUAUAUGAUGAUCCAAGUUCAUUUUGUCUGGUACCGAAUCAAUUUCAUGAUUAAAAUGGUGCACUUCUGAAAAUCAAGCAAGAUUCUAAAUGUGCGUUGUUUCCUCUUAAAAAAAAAAACUGAACUAAAUUUCCACAAGCAAGUUUGUUUUGUGUCGUAUGUUUUUUGUAGAAAAUUGCUUGUAUCCACAAACAAACAAAAAAACCUGCCAGCAACUGUAAAUUCUCAAAGCUAAGUAACUGUACAAGACUGCCUUGAAAUUUCCACGGGCAAGUGUCCUCAGUAAGUCAUCUGUACUCGCUAGUUUCGCCGACGCCAGGAUUGUUCACGACAACUCUCCUUUUGCAAAAAUUGUAUGUGAAUAAUUUAAAUCGCCAAAGAUAAAUUUUCGGCUGAUUAUCGCAAAUGCUUGGAGUUUUCACUCUUCUUGUCCAAGUGGAGUUUGGAGGAGUUAUUAGCUUGCAAUUGUUAAAUUAACUAACUUACUAACUAAACUGACUAAAUACUUCAUAAGCAAUUGCUGUUUUUUCUUUAUAGAAGGCAAGUGGCAAUGAAAUCAACGGUGGUUUUUGUUUUGUUGACGAUACUCGGCUCCUUGUGUCAAGGAAAGCCUGUUGGAAAAAAGAAGGCUGCGAAAUUGAAGGAUAAGCCACAAAAAGGUAUGAAAAUACCAAGUCCUGAAACGUGAUUGUUGCGAAAGGCUGACCUAAUUUAGUGCUACACCAAGAUGACACGCUUUGGUUGUUAAUUCUGUAUUUGAGGUUGCUUGACGCGUACAUGCAAGAGUUUGCAAUAGGGUAUGGUUAUGAGAAGUUCAAGUCUUUGAUUUGUUUUGGUUUCUUUUUGCUUUUGUUCUUCAGACAGCGUGUGUUUUGACAAGGAUGUGAGAUUCUGCAAAAAAUGGGCGCCCCUGGGUUACUGUGCGAAAAGCCAUUCAGUCAUGUCAGGAAAAUGCAAGUUAGCCUGCAAAAUGUGUUCUCCAGGUACGAAAAAGCAAAUAAAAAUUGGUUUGUUCUUGCAGUGCACUCAUUCGUCCAUUUAUUUCCUCAUUCAUAGAUUGCCUUGAACUGCUUGGGCGCUUUUCAGUAUAAUUAAUGUAGUUAUCAAUCUUGGUGAUUAAGCGUACUAUUAUAAUCGGUCGUAGGUUCAAUAAUUCUUUAUUAUCCAUCUACAUCAGUAAUCUUUUAAAUGCGUUUAACAUGCUCAGCUCACUCGUGUAUACAUUGUUUGCGAUAUCGAAAAAAGCAAAUAUGUUCCGAAACUAAAGCAUGUAACAAACGAUCGAAGAACACGGAAAGGGAUUAGAAUUAUUUCUCAAAUUUUUUCUCAGCCUCGAGGUCUGACUAAUCAUUUUUUUCUUAGUCUUUCGCUGCUACGUUCAUGAAGUAAUCCUUGGACAUUUUACAUAUCGUAGGGGAAAUGCUAAUGGAUGACGACAGCAGAUGCAGCAACUGGAAGAGUUCUGAUUUUUGCGCCAAAGCAAAUCAUCAGCCUUAUAUGUUUAAACACUGCAAAUUUAGUUGCAAAGGGUUUGUUGCUUUACCACCCGUCCCUGAGAAGAAACUUGGUGACACCUUUGGAAUGGGUGGACGAUACGGACAACAGCCAAUGGCUGGAAGGUUUGGUCAACAGCCAUACGGAAGGCCACCAUAUGGUGCACAACCAAACAUGCAACAACAAUAUGGUCAGUAUGGGCAGCAACCCUACGGACAACAGCCUUAUGGUCAGCAACCCUACGCUCAACAGCCUUAUGGGCAGCAACCCUACGCUCAACAGCCCUAUGGGCAGCAACCUUACGGACAACAACCCCAAUAUGGACAACCAUCAUUUGGUCAGCAGCCAUCGUAUGGCCAACAAGGAAUGAUGCAACAGCCUUGCGGUCAACCUCAAAUGACUACGGAUCCUUGUGCUCCUCCUUGUCCACCUCAGCCACCUUGCGGUCAGCCACCGUGCCCACCACCACAACCACAACCCCCAUGUGGAGGUCCACAGGCGCCUCUGCCUCCCCAGCCACCAGCUCUUCCACCACCACCACCAACGGAAGAAAAAGAGGGAAAAGAGGAGGAAAAAGAAGAAAAGGGAGAGAAAGAAGGAAAAGAAGAGAAAGAAGGAUCGCUGAAGCGGCCACCUCCCGUUGACGCCCGCCGUCCUCCACCUAGGCAGCCAUACCGACCUUACCAGCCUUAUGGAGCUCAAAAUCCUUACGGCCGCCCACCAUAUGGACAGCAGCCACCCUAUGGACAGCAACCACCCUAUGGACAGCAACCACCCUAUGGACAGUCGGCAUAUGGACAGGCUGGCUACCAACAACCCUACAAUCCAUACGGUUCAGAUCCCUAUGCCCAGCAACCAUCUCCUUACCAGCAACCUUCAUACCAGCAACAACAAUAUUAUGGACAAAAUAGGCAACCUCAAGCGCCAGUCCAGCAAGUUCCUCAGCCCGCACAACCUGCACCUGUUGCUCAGCCUGUCGCACCUGCUGCUCAGCCUGCAGCACCUGUUGCUCAGCCUGCCGCCCCUGCUGCUCAGCCUGCCGCUCCUGUUGCUCAGCCCGCUGCACCCGGUAGGUUAAAGUGUCUUUGCCCUGCCACACAAUCACGUCCCUUCAACCUUCCACCUGCGUCUAUAUGUCUGAUCAUUUGUUUCCCCGCUCCUUGUACCAUUUUUCUAUCUUCGUCUACCCCUUUCCUCUUUUGCACCUUUCCUACGUCCAUAGAGCUAACCAACCAAACUCUCCAACUUCCUAUACCCCUUCUGCCUUCCUUAGAAGCACCUAGCCUUCCUUCCUUCAUUCAGAAUCUAAAGGACUCAAUCUCUGAUACUAUUCUAAAGUUCCUUGUUUAUCAUCGAAGGGUUUUCAGUCACAUUCUUGUAUGCAGUUUCAUUUAAGAUAGCUUUAAAGUAUCUUACACUCAUCAACAUCUCUCUUUCUAAAACUCCUUAGUCGGUCCGGCGGCUGGACCCGCUGGUCCCGCGGCCCCUGAACCACAAUCUGAUUUCGCGCAACCGGGAGGUCAAACGUAUGUCAUUCAACAUCCUUGGCCAGGAACAGAAGGUCCACUCACUAUCAAGAAGGAAGGUGUAGAGCAAAAGAAAGUAGAGCCGAAAAAAGAUCUCAAGCUGGCUGCUGAUGAAGUAGUAGUGGCAUAAGUUUUUAGACUUUUUAAGGUAAAUAGUCCGCUUUAUCGCGAACCUCGAGUUUUCCGUCGCAAUUUUUUAAUAUGUGAAAUGCGGUCGUAUUCAAAUGCAUUUGGUCUUUAUUAAAAUUACUUUUUCGUUGAUAAGACCUUAUAACCUUGAGGGAAGCUUUAUAAAGGAAUUCAUGAUUUUCAUUUGAAAUUACCUAAUAUUUAGACUCGAAAGAUAGGUUUUGAUCUCUUUAGAGAGUUAUUUUUAUCAAAUAUGCCUCGUAAGUGUUAUCUAUUGCAGUCCUCGAAUAAGUGUCUGGAGUAAUCUGGAAUUCUUUGGUUUUGCUUCAUUUUUCACUUUGGUGAACUCCUUCUGCAUUUUGAACUUAUCAACUUAAAAACUUGGAAAUUUGCCUUUUUUUUUUGCGUCCGUGGCAAGACAUUCUCCUGUAUUCAUUAAGUGUGUGAAGCUUAGCUUUUUAGCAUCGAUCGCUUCAAAUUAUUUUUAGACACGUUUUCAUGAGACUCAGUUGAAGUAUUUUUGUUUAUUUUCAGGCGAUACACCAACGAAUGACUCAGUUAUGAGUUGCUAAUCGUUUAUGACGCUGUACGCAAAAGUGUUGCGACUUCUCUUUGCAUCUGAUGAAGAAAGAGCUCGAUUAUGGCAUGCGUAUUAAGUUAUUACACUUGAAUAUACAGGAGCCUCAAUGAAUGAUCGGCUGCAUCAUGCUAUAUUCCUAUCAGUCAUUUUUAUUUCUCCUAAACAGCAAGACGAAUGGUCUUUUGAUUCAAAGACUACUUUUAUCUUUUAAAAAAUAAAUCACCAAGACUGAAGAAUUUUUUUAUUUUUGUUAUGUGCGUUCAACAACCAACAAAACUGGAGUUCAGUGGCAUUCUUGCACAUGUAGUUAAAUCUUAUGUUUCCACUGUC
Messenger RNA from Pocillopora meandrina, 10814 nucleotides. The record is from the annotation of a GenBank genome assembly. Lineage: Eukaryota; Metazoa; Cnidaria; Anthozoa; Scleractinia; Pocilloporidae.